Molecule: messenger RNA, 799 nt
Organism: Tarenaya hassleriana
Lineage: Eukaryota; Viridiplantae; Streptophyta; Magnoliopsida; Brassicales; Cleomaceae
Exons: 2
Coding region: 136-765 (209 amino acids)
Cellular component (GO): chloroplast thylakoid membrane
Source: RefSeq, a predicted model, not a curated record
AAGAGUGGGGAGAAAAAAAAAGGAUGAAGAGCCUCUGAAUCUUCGUUGCCACACACAGACAUAGGACCUUCACCUUGAGCUCUGUGCCUUCUGCUUGCUCGUAUGUCUUCCUCUUGAGCUUCUACGAUCACAUCAAUGGCCGUCGCUCUGAACGCCGGCGCCGGUUUCACUUCUCCGCUUCAUACCAGAUAUCAUCCUGUUCUAAGAUCAUUGGUCAAAGUUCCACCACCAAAGGCCACGCCUUUUGAAUCCAUCUCUUACAUAAAUGGUUCAAGGGGAUUGAUUUCCGACAAAAGAAGAUUGGUCGUAUCUUGUAAAGCCCUUGAUGAUGAUGAUGUUGGUGAAACUCCAUCGCUGUCUGAAACCAGAGAGCCAGGAAAUGGGUCAGCUUCCUCUAGUGAGAUGCAGACCGCCAGCAAGAGAGCUCCUUUGACGGCACGGGAGCGGCUAAGAGCAGCUCGGGUCCUUAGCCGAUACACCGAGACGGCACCAAAACAAUCGUCGAAACCCGAGAUGGGAAGAAAACUGUUGGAUGCGAUGAAGGAGAGCGACAAGAAAGAGAAGAAGAAACCAGGGCUCCCGGAAGCACCCACCAACUUGUUUGAUGAUAGCAAGAGGGGGCUGCCCCAAGGCUUUACCUUCCAGUUCCCAGGAGGCAAUGAAAUUCUAAUCAUUGCGGUUUCCUUUGUGCUCAUAAGCACUGCUAUGUUUGCCACUACUUACCUUGUCUGGAAGCUCGGCGCUAUUCACUUUAAUGAAUAUUAGUCAGAUUUGAAACAAGUUUGAUCGGAUUCCUCAA